Molecule: messenger RNA, 2931 nt
Organism: Diplodia corticola
Lineage: Eukaryota; Fungi; Ascomycota; Dothideomycetes; Botryosphaeriales; Botryosphaeriaceae
Product: flap structure-specific endonuclease
Exons: 3
Coding region: 1-2931 (976 amino acids)
Molecular function (GO): 5'-flap endonuclease activity; crossover junction DNA endonuclease activity
Source: RefSeq, a predicted model, not a curated record
AUGGGCAUUCACGGCAUCUACAAAGAGAUCGGCCCCGGCGAGCGCAUAGCCCUGCACAAGCUUGCGCUCGAGAAGUUCGAAGAGACCGGACGGCCCCUGCGCAUUGCCAUUGACACCUCUAUCUGGCUGUUCCAGAUUCAGUCCAGCAAAGGCGGCACCAACCCUGCGCUCCGCACCUUCUACUACCGGCUGUUGCGCCUCCUCACGCACUCUAUCCACCCUCUCUUCGUUUUCGAUGGCCCGAAUAAGCCCCCGUUCAAGCGCAACAAGCGCACCGGACCCAACGUCGCCUCGAUCCCCGAGUUCCUCGCCAAGCAGCUCUUGAAACAAUUUGGCUUUCCCUUCCAUAUCGCCCCGGGCGAGGCCGAAGCCGAAUGCGCGCUUCUACAGCGAGAAGGGCUUGUGGAUGCUGUGUUGAGCGAGGACGUGGACACACUCAUGUUCGGCAGCCGGGUUACCCUGCGGAACUGGUCGCCCGAACAGAAGUCGAGCAAGGUGCCGACUCAUGUCAAUCUGUAUGAUGCGGACAAAACGAAGGCUGGCCCUGCAGGGCUUGACCGGGAGGGCAUGAUACUUGUCGCACUCAUGAGCGGAGGCGAUUACCUGCCUGAAGGGAUUCCAAACUGCGGCCCGAAGCUUGCGUGUGAGGCGGCUCGAGCUGGUUUCGGCCGUCGGCUGUGUGCCAUUGCGAAGAAAGACACUUCUGCUUUGCAAGCCUGGCGCGAGUCGCUCAUCCAUGAGUUGCGCACCAACGAGAGCAAAUUCUUCAGAUGCAAACACAAGGCGCUUGCCAUUCCGGACGAGUUCCCCCGCGCGGAUAUUCUUGCAUACUAUACAAAGCCUGCCGUCUCCUCGGGCCAAGCUCUGGAACGGCUGAAGAGAAACCUCCGCUGGGACCAAGAGCUGAACUUCCCGGAGCUGCGGACAUUUACUGGCGACGCCUUUGAAUGGGUGAAGGUUUCGGGAGCGAAGAAAUUCAUCCGCAACCUUGCUCCGGCGCUCCUUAUUCGAAACUUGCGCCUGCGAGGACAAGCUGCUACUGAAGGUGGUCUUUCCGAAGACCCUGAGGUCGUGGCAACCGAGGAAGCAGCGCUGGUGGCAAGCAUCCAUGGCAGGCGCCAGCAUCCUUCUACUGACAACACGCCUGAGCUUCGUGUUGCAUUUUCACCGAUUGGUAUUGUACAUAUUGACUUGGAUGCUGAAGAGCCGGACGAUGAGCCCGACGAAGACGACGACGAAGAAGAGGAAGAUCUUGCAAUUGCCGGGGACGAGGACGGCGAAGCGCCCAAGAAGCGUGGACCGUAUCUGUACGACCCAACUAAACUGGAAAAGAUUUGGAUUCCUGAAAGCAUUGUCAAGGUUGGCGCACCACUGAAAGUGCAGGAUUGGGAAGAGACUCAGCGCAAGAAGACUGCACCAAGACCAGCGAAGGUCACAAAACCCCGCGCCACUAAGCCAGUCACUACCGGUGGGAUGCAGAGAGGAGCUUUGGAUCGAUUUGCUAAAAUUUCCAAACCCGGUGUUACACGCCCACCGGCGAAGCGUCGGUCUCCCACCAUUGAGAGACUGGACCUUUCAAGGAACUGUGAGAAGGUGGAAGAAAUCCCCAGUGACUUGCCGCUGGCCUCAUCGACUCGAACGCGGAAGCCUUCGAAAGCACCUAGUUCACCUCCGCGGGCAGCGAAAGAACCCGUUCAUAUUGAGAUUUUGUCGUCGUCUCCAAUCAUGCUCACCAAGGAAACGGAGCCCCAGCGCCAACCUGCGGAUGCACAUUACAUGUCCACGAAUGUGACUAAGCGGGUUCGUACUCUGCAAACGAUUGGAACCUCAUCUAGUCAUUGCGUAGACACGCAGCCAAGCGAACCUACAGCAAUUCCCAAAACUUCACAGACAUUAUCAGUCGCGGGAGAUGUCUCCAAAUCGACUGCCUCUCAACGGGUCCGCGAAGGAGAGCUGAGUCGAGGGAGAUCUUCCAAAGCUCGGAAGGCUGUACAGGCAACAGGAACUGGGAGCUCACAAGCCAGCGGCCCCAGCACGCCGUCAAAACGGCGACAGCAGCAGAAAGAGGUACACGAUGUGUCACCUUCAAAGCGACAAACGACACUUGAGGAAUCCUUCAGGGUGUCAACGACCGUCUCUCCCUCAAGAGCUCGUCGAGAUCCUAUUUCAGCAGUGACUGACCGGGGUGUGACGGACGGUAUUUCCGGGCUUGAUGAAGUGGAAGCACUAGACCUCAGUGGCUCAUCUCCCCGUGUUUGCGAAACAAGGAUUCAGUCAAAUGGCAAUAAUUCAGUCCGAAUGCCGUCGCAGCUUCCUGAGCUCAGUAGUGAGGCGUCACGACGGUCAAGUCACGACAGAACGACAAGUCCAGACGAGAAGGCGCUUCAAGCCACAACCGGGAACGGGAGCAGGCGGCUGAAAACAGUCGGAACGCUGCACGACACCUUGCAUGAAACAAAACAGUCGUCUUCAAGAGGAACAUCGAAAGGUGUAUCGCUUGACAUGUCUUUGGGGCUACGGCGCUCACCACGCCAACUUCGCAAGGAAACGACCGUGGCAGGGCUUGUCUCGGUGCAGGGCGGCACGGAUUCUGCACGAGCAAGGGUAUCUCGGAGCUCAGCGCCCCACCCCGGCGACCCAGCUAGACAAGACUCGGGCCCGGACGUGGGCGUGGACGUGAUUCCAAGCCAGAUGAGCGAAAAGCCAAGCAGAAAGCAAGCGAUCAAAUUGCGCGAGAGCCUCCAAGGUAGCUGGAAGCUGGUUGACGCGUUGAGUGUAGACAUGGUGGACAUGACUGGCGAUGGGUCGGGCCAUGACGCGGGAGGCAGGAAAAUGACGGAAAGCAGGAGAAUUGCGGAAGGCAGGGAUGGCAGGCGGCGGCGGGCGUGGCGGCAGAGCGAGAUCGAAGUGCUCGACUUGACAAACGGUUAA